AUGCCACCACUCCACACUCGCACCACCGUCUGCCACCACCACCUCCGCCGCUGUUCUUACCGCCAACACCAUAUCCGCACCUUCAUAAACGCUAGAAUCAAAUGGGUCCGAGACCGUCACCUCGACGCCGCCGUGGAGAAAGAGAAGAACCUCAAGCCGCUGCUCUCCCUAAAAUACCUCAUCCUCUCCCACCCGACCCAGACCCUACCCAUCGCCACCAUCUCCCCUUUAAAACCCGAUCUCCACCUCCCAACCUCCGCCGCAAAAUUCAUCCAGAAAUACCCCAUGAUUUUCAAAACCUUCCUCCCGCCCCAAACGAGGAGCGCCCUGCCCCACGUGAAGCUCACCCCUCGAGCCCUCGCCGUCAACCGCGAAGAAACCUCAGCUCUCGCCAUCUCCCAUUACCGAAAAAAUGCUGCCCAGAGGCUUGCCAAGCUCCUCAUGCUCGCAAGAGCUGGAAAGUUUCCCCUACAUUUGAUCGAAAUGUUCAAAUACGACCUAGGCCUGCCUCACGAUUAUCUGCAGACAUUGACGCUCGAAUUCCCGGACUACUUUCAGAUUUGCGACACGGGUUUCAGUGAUUCCAAAGGCGACGUCGUUUUUGGUUUGGAGCUGGUCUCAUGGCCCUAUGAUCUGGCCGUGUCCGAAAUGCAAAGGAGGCAAGCUGAGGAUGGCAAAGCUGGAAUGCAGAUAAAGUAUUCGAUGAAUUUCCCAAAAGGGUUUGAUUUGGAGAAAAAGGUCUUAGAAUGGGUGCACGAGUGGCAGAAACUGCCUUACAUUUCCCCGUAUGAAGAUGCGUCCCAUUUACUUCCAAGUGGCGAUCUGGCGGAAAAAUGGACGGUUGGAUUAAUCCACGAGGUCUUGAGCCUGUUCGUGUCGAAAAAGACUGAAAGGGACAAUCUCUUUUGCUUGGCGGACUUUUUGGGGUUCGGACGGGUGAGGCUGAAAAAGGCAUUGGUACAUUUUCCCGGAAUUUUUUAUGUCUCGAAUAAAUUGAGUACGCAGACAGUCGUAUUACGGGAGGCGUACAGCAAGAAUUUGUUGAUUGAAAAGCACCCGUUGAUGGUUAUCAGGGAUAAGCACGUUAGUCUCAUGAAUUUGGUUUUGAGAAGGGGCAAGCCGAUUGGAGUUGUAUUUAGAGAGCGUAGAAAAGGUUCGGCUGGUUUUGUGGAGAGGGGGAAAAAGAAAGUUGAUUAUAAUCGGUGGGUGAGAAGUGAUAAUGAUGAGGAUUAG
This is a messenger RNA of Striga hermonthica, 1233 nucleotides long. NCBI's taxonomy places the organism in Eukaryota, Viridiplantae, Streptophyta, Magnoliopsida, Lamiales, Orobanchaceae. The record is from the annotation of a GenBank genome assembly.